This is a messenger RNA of Dioscorea cayenensis subsp. rotundata (Guinea yam), 7470 nucleotides long. RefSeq names its product pre-mRNA-processing-splicing factor 8A-like. Gene Ontology annotation, biological process: mRNA splicing, via spliceosome; spliceosomal tri-snRNP complex assembly. Gene Ontology annotation, cellular component: U5 snRNP; catalytic step 2 spliceosome. Gene Ontology annotation, molecular function: metallopeptidase activity; U1 snRNA binding; protein binding. The record is from RefSeq and is a predicted model, not a curated record. NCBI's taxonomy places the organism in Eukaryota, Viridiplantae, Streptophyta, Magnoliopsida, Dioscoreales, Dioscoreaceae.
UCGAGCUCUCCCAACGGAUUGGAAAUCCCAAACCCUAGAAACCCUUGCUCGCUCGAUCCCCACGGCUUAGCUCCGGAUUGCCUCACUGAGAGCGGGGAAGAGAAGGAGCGAUGUGGAACAACGGGGCGCCGUCGGCGUCGGCGCCGCCACCUCCUCCGCCGCCACUUGCCCCUCCGGGAACGACGGUUGGUGGAUCGGGGAUGCCUCCUCCCCCGCCACCACCCGCAGUGCAGCCGUCGUACAGCAUCCCGCCUUCGCCAGCGGAGCUGGAGGCGAUGCUGGUGGAGAAGGCGCGGAAAUGGCACCAACUCAACUCGAAGAGGUACGGGGAUAAGAGGAAGUUCGGCUUUGUGGAGACUCAGAAGGAGGACAUGCCUCCGGAGCAUGUGCGCAAGAUCAUUAGAGAUCAUGGAGACAUGUCAUCAAAGAAAUACCGCCAUGAUAAACGUGUUUAUCUUGGUGCCCUAAAGUUUAUUCCCCAUGCAGUUUACAAGCUUCUUGAGAAUAUGCCUAUGCCUUGGGAGCAAGUUCGCCAUGUAAAAAUUUUGUACCACAUUACUGGUGCGAUCACAUUUGUGAAUGAGAUUCCAUGGGUGGUUGAACCCAUAUAUCUUGCACAGUGGGGCACAAUGUGGAUUAUGAUGCGAAGAGAGAAAAGAGAUCGGCGACAUUUUAAAAGAAUGCGAUUUCCUCCAUUUGAUGAUGAAGAGCCUCCACUGGACUAUGCAGACAAUUUAUUAGAUGUUGAUCCAUUAGAGGCUAUUCAACUAGAACUGGAUGAAGAAGAAGAUUCUGCUGUAUAUACAUGGUUUUAUGAUCAUAAGCCUCUUGUGAAGACAAAGCUUAUAAAUGGUCCUAGUUAUCGAAAGUGGCACCUCUCUCUUCCAAUAAUGGCAACUCUUCACCGUCUCGCUGGGCAGCUGCUUUCAGACUUGAUUGACCGCAACUAUUUCUAUUUGUUUGACAUGGAGUCAUUCUUCACAGCUAAAGCAUUAAAUAUGUGCAUACCUGGAGGUCCAAAGUUUGAGCCUCUCUACCGUGAUAUGGAGAAAGGAGAUGAAGAUUGGAAUGAAUUCAAUGACAUCAAUAAACUCAUUAUUCGUCAGCCUCUCAGAACAGAGUAUAGAAUUGCCUUCCCUCAUCUCUACAAUAAUCGGCCUAGGAAAGUAAAGCUUGGUGUAUAUCACACCCCUAUGGUAAUGUACAUCAAAACUGAAGAUCCUGAUUUACCAGCAUUCUACUACGAUCCCUUGAUAAACCCCAUCACUUCCAUCAAUAAAGCUGAUCGACGAGAGAGUAGAAAUGUUGAAGAUGAAGAUGAGGAAGAUUUUUACCUUCCAGAGGGAGUAGAACCAUUUUUGCAAAGUACCCAACUCUAUACUGACACCACUGCGUCUGGUAUAUCAUUGUUGUUUGCACCACGGCCUUUCAAUAUGAGAUCUGGUAGAAUGCGACGGGCUGAGGAUAUUCCUCUCGUAUCAGAGUGGUACAAAGAGCAUUGCCCACCAGCUUAUCCUGUCAAAGUUCGUGUGAGCUAUCAGAAACUAUUGAAAUGCUUUGUGCUAAAUGAGCUGCACCACAGACCUCCAAAAGCUCAGAAAAAGAAACAUCUGUUUCGAUCAUUACAAGCUACAAAAUUCUUUCAAACUACAGAACUUGACUGGGCAGAAGCUGGUCUUCAAGUUUGUAAACAGGGUUACAACAUGCUGAAUCUCUUGAUUCAUAGAAAGAAUCUUAAUUAUCUUCAUCUUGAUUACAACUUCAAUUUAAAACCUGUGAAGACACUCACCACAAAGGAGCGGAAAAAGUCCCGUUUUGGAAAUGCAUUUCAUCUAUGUCGUGAAAUCUUGCGUCUGACUAAGCUUGUAGUUGAUGCUAACAUCCAGUUUCGCUUGGGAAAUGUUGACGCAUUCCAAUUGGCUGAUGGUUUGCAGUACACAUUCUCACAUGUUGGUCAGUUGACUGGUAUGUAUCGUUACAAGUACAGGUUAAUGCGUCAGAUUAGAAUGUGUAAAGAUCUGAAGCACUUGAUUUAUUACCGGUUUAAUACUGGCCCUGUUGGAAAGGGUCCAGGCUGUGGGUUCUGGGCUCCAAUGUGGAGAGUUUGGUUAUUUUUCCUUCGCGGUAUUGUACCCUUGCUGGAGAGAUGGUUGGGUAAUUUGUUAGCACGGCAGUUUGAGGGUCGCCAUUCUAAAGGAAUUGCCAAGACUGUUACCAAACAGCGGGUUGAAAGCCACUUUGAUUUGGAACUUCGAGCAGCAGUUAUGCAUGAUGUUCUUGAUGCGAUGCCAGAGGGCAUAAAACAAAACAAGGCCAGGACUAUAUUGCAGCAUCUAAGUGAAGCAUGGCGAUGUUGGAAGGCCAAUAUCCCUUGGAAGGUUCCUGGACUGCCAGUACCCAUUGAGAACAUGAUACUUCGAUAUGUAAAGUCCAAGGCAGAUUGGUGGACUAAUGUUGCUCACUAUAAUCGUGAGCGUAUUAGAAGGGGUGCAACUGUUGACAAGACAGUUUGCCGAAAGAAUCUUGGAAGAUUGACCCGUUUAUGGUUAAAAGCUGAGCAGGAGAGGCAACACAACUACUUAAAAGAUGGGCCAUAUGUUACUCCGGAAGAGGCAGUUGCUAUUUACACUACAACUGUGCAUUGGCUUGAGUCAAGAAAGUUCUCUCCUAUACCAUUUCCACCAUUAUCAUAUAAGCAUGAUACUAAGCUUCUUAUCCUGGCACUGGAGAGGUUGAAAGAGUCUUAUAGUGUCGCAGUCAGAUUGAAUCAAUUGCAAAGGGAAGAGCUUGGCCUUAUUGAACAAGCUUAUGACAAUCCACAUGAGGCAUUAUCAAGAAUCAAGCGUCACUUGCUAACUCAACGAUCUUUUAAAGAAGUGGGUAUUGAAUUCAUGGAUCUGUACAGUUAUCUGAUUCCAGUAUAUGAAAUUGAACCUCUUGAGAAAAUCACAGAUGCAUAUCUUGAUCAAUAUCUGUGGUAUGAAGGUGACAAGCGACAUCUUUUCCCCAAUUGGAUCAAGCCUGCAGAUUCUGAACCACCUCCCCUGCUUGUGUACAAAUGGUGUCAAGGCAUAAACAAUUUACAAGGUAUAUGGGACACAAGUGAUGGUCAGUGUGUUGUCAUGCUUCAAACAAAGUUUGAAAAAUUCUUUGAGAAGAUUGAUUUGACCAUGCUAAACAGGCUUCUCCGGCUGGUGCUUGAUCACAACAUUGCUGACUAUGUUACUGCUAAAAACAAUGUUGUGCUUUCCUACAAAGACAUGAGUCACACAAACUCAUAUGGUCUCAUCCGUGGUCUUCAAUUUGCUUCCUUUGUGGUGCAGUAUUAUGGGCUUGUGCUCGACCUUUUGCUUCUUGGUUUAACUCGAGCUAGUGAGAUUGCUGGGCCUCCUCAUAUGCCAAAUGAAUUCAUAACAUACUCAGAAACCAAAAUCGAAACCCGGCAUCCAAUCAGGCUUUAUUCACGCUACAUUGACAAGGUGCACAUUUUAUUCAGGUUCACUCAUGAGGAGGCGCGUGACCUUAUUCAACGCUAUCUCACUGAACAUCCUGAUCCUAACAAUGAAAAUAUGGUUGGAUAUAAUAACAAGAAAUGUUGGCCAAGGGAUGCACGAAUGAGACUGAUGAAACACGAUGUGAACCUUGGAAGGAGUGUUUUCUGGGAUAUGAAGAACAGGCUUCCUCGAAGUAUUACUACAUUGGAAUGGGAAAACAGUUUUGUUUCAGUUUACAGCAAGGACAAUCCUAACUUGCUUUUCAGCAUGUGUGGGUUUGAGGUCCGGAUAUUGCCAAAAGUAAGAAUGACUCAAGAGGCUUUCAGCAACACAAAAGAUGGAGUAUGGAAUUUGCAGAAUGAACAGACAAAAGAGAGGACGGCUAUUGCCUUUUUACGUGUUGAUGAUGAACACAUGAAAGUGUUUGAGAAUCGUGUGAGACAGAUUCUAAUGUCAUCAGGAUCAACAACAUUUACUAAGAUUGUUAACAAAUGGAACACAGCUCUUAUUGGUCUUAUGACAUACUUUCGUGAAGCAACAGUGCAUACCCAGGAACUGUUAGAUUUGCUAGUCAAGUGUGAAAACAAGAUUCAGACCCGUAUCAAGAUUGGAUUGAAUUCAAAGAUGCCCAGCAGGUUUCCUCCUGUAAUUUUUUACACGCCCAAGGAGAUUGGUGGCCUUGGCAUGUUAUCAAUGGGUCACAUAUUGAUCCCGCAGAGUGAUCUUCGGUAUAGUCAGCAGACUGAUGUUGGGGUUACACAUUUCCGAAGUGGUAUGAGUCACGAGGAGGAUCAGCUCAUUCCAAAUCUAUAUCGCUACAUUCAGCCAUGGGAGAGUGAAUUCAUUGAUUCCCAGCGUGUUUGGGCUGAAUAUGCAUUGAAGAGACAAGAAGCACAGUCUCAAAAUAGGCGCUUAACUCUUGAAGAUCUUGAGGAUUCUUGGGAUAGGGGUAUACCUCGAAUCAACACCCUUUUCCAGAAAGACCGUCAUACUUUAGCUUAUGAUAAGGGAUGGAGAGUGCGCACUGAUUUUAAGCAAUAUCAAGUAUUGAAACAGAAUCCUUUUUGGUGGACUCAUCAGCGACAUGAUGGCAAGUUAUGGAACUUGAAUAAUUAUAGGACUGAUGUCAUCCAAGCUCUUGGGGGAGUUGAGGGAAUUCUGGAGCAUACUUUAUUCAAAGGCACAUAUUUUCCAACCUGGGAAGGUCUCUUUUGGGAGAAGGCUUCCGGAUUCGAAGAAUCUAUGAAGUACAAGAAGCUAACCAAUGCACAGCGAUCUGGUCUUAAUCAAAUUCCUAACCGUAGGUUUACUCUAUGGUGGUCUCCUACUAUAAAUCGAGCAAAUGUUUAUGUGGGGUUCCAAGUGCAACUAGAUCUUACAGGAAUCUUCAUGCAUGGCAAAAUCCCAACCUUAAAAAUAUCCUUGAUUCAGAUAUUUCGUGCUCAUCUUUGGCAAAAGGUCCAUGAGAGUGUUGUUAUGGAUCUCUGCCAAGUUCUGGAUCAGGAGUUGGAUGCAUUGGAAAUCGAGACUGUGCAGAAAGAGACAAUUCAUCCUAGAAAGAGCUACAAGAUGAACAGUUCUUGUGCUGAUAUUCUUCUGUUUGCAGCACAUAGAUGGCCAAUGUCCAAGCCUAGCCUUGUUGCAGAGUCAAAGGAUGUUUUUGAUCAGAAAGCAAGCAAUAAAUAUUGGAUUGACGUGCAACUUCGCUGGGGAGACUAUGAUUCACAUGAUAUAGAACGUUACACGAGGGCCAAAUUCAUGGACUACACUACUGAUAACAUGUCGAUUUAUCCUUCUCCAACUGGUGUAAUGAUUGGGAUUGAUCUAGCUUAUAACUUGCACUCUGCCUUUGGCAACUGGUUCCCUGGGUCGAAGCCUCUUUUGGCCCAAGCAAUGAACAAAAUCAUGAAGUCAAACCCAGCGCUGUAUGUUCUGAGAGAGAGAAUAAGGAAGGGUCUACAGCUGUAUUCUUCUGAGCCUACAGAACCGUAUCUUUCAUCACAAAAUUACGGGGAGAUCUUCAGCAAUCAAAUCAUAUGGUUUGUUGAUGACACAAAUGUUUAUCGUGUGACAAUCCAUAAAACAUUCGAGGGAAAUCUUACUACAAAACCUAUCAAUGGAGCUAUCUUCAUAUUUAAUCCAAGAACUGGGCAGCUCUUUCUGAAGGUCAUCCAUACAAGUGUGUGGGCAGGGCAAAAGCGUCUUGGUCAGUUAGCUAAGUGGAAGACAGCAGAAGAGGUGGCUGCUCUGGUGCGGUCACUUCCUGUUGAGGAGCAACCGAAGCAGAUUAUUGUGACUCGUAAAGGGAUGUUGGAUCCUUUGGAGGUCCAUUUGCUCGAUUUUCCUAACAUUGUCAUCAAAGGAAGUGAGCUUCAGUUGCCCUUCCAGGCCUGCUUGAAAAUUGAGAAGUUUGGUGAUUUGAUUCUCAAGGCCACGGAACCCCAGAUGGUUCUUUUCAAUAUUUAUGAUGAUUGGUUGAAAAGCAUCUCUUCCUAUACUGCCUUCUCCCGUCUCAUCUUGAUAUUACGUGCACUUCAUGUGAACAAUGAAAAGGCAAAGAUGUUGCUGAAACCGGAUAAGACCAUAAUAACAGAACCCCACCAUAUAUGGCCAUCUCUCACCGAUGAUCAGUGGAUGAAAGUGGAGGUUGCUCUUAGAGAUCUUAUACUGUCUGAUUAUGCAAAGAAGAAUAAUGUGAACACGUCUGCACUUACGCAAUCAGAAAUUCGUGAUAUAAUCCUUGGUGCUGAGAUAGCUCCACCUUCACAACAGAGGCAGCAAAUUGCUGAAAUUGAGAAACAGGCCAAGGAAGCUAGCCAGUUAACAGCUGUUACAACUAGGACAACUAAUGUUCAUGGUGAUGAACUCAUUGUCACAACAACCAGUCCAUAUGAGCAAGCGGCGUUUGGGUCAAAGACUGAUUGGCGUGUGAGGGCCAUCUCAGCUACAAAUUUAUAUCUCCGAGUCAAUCAUAUUUAUGUCAACUCAGAUGACAUUAAGGAGACUGGAUACACAUAUAUCAUGCCUAAAAACAUAUUAAAGAAAUUUAUCUGUAUAGCAGAUCUUCGAACUCAAAUUUCUGGAUAUUUAUAUGGUUUAAGCCCUCAAGAUAACCCGCAAGUGAAGGAGAUCCGCUGCAUAGUCAUGCCACCACAGUGGGGUACUCAUCAGCAGGUUCAUCUUCCAUCAGCUCUUCCUGAGCAUGACUUCUUGAAUGACUUAGAACCUUUGGGAUGGAUGCACACGCAGCCAAAUGAGCUUCCUCAGUUGUCGCCGCAGGAUCUUACAAGCCAUGCACGCAUUCUGGAGAACAACAAGCAUUGGGAUGGUGAGAAGUGCAUCAUCUUGACCUGUAGUUUCACUCCAGGAUCCUGCUCGUUAACCGCAUACAAGCUUACACCCACUGGCUAUGAGUGGGGCCGUGUCAACAAGGACACAGGAAGCAACCCACAUGGUUACCUUCCUACCCAUUAUGAAAAGGUUCAGAUGCUUCUCAGUGAUCGCUUCCUGGGUUUCUACAUGACUCCGGACAAUGGCCCCUGGAAUUACAACUUUAUGGGAGUGAAGCACACUAUCAGCAUGCGAUAUGGUGUAAAGCUUGGUAUGCCACGGGACUACUACCAUGAAGACCACAGACCGACGCAUUUCCUUGAGUUCAGUAAUUUGGAGGAAGGGGACGCUGCCGAAGCUGAUCGAGAUGAUACCUUCACUUAACAGAGAAGGUAUUGAUCAUCCCUCAUCUCUUUCAGUGAACCAGCAAGUGGAUAACGUGUGAGAUGUUCAUUUUUGCUUUGUCUGGAAUUGUAGAAGGUUCAAUAUAAACAUUUUCUUAUGUAACACUAGUAUUAAUCAUAUGAUCAGUUUGUGUGAUUUUGCUGAAUAUCAUGUAUAUAAACUGAUGCACUGUUGUAAAUUUAACAUUCACCAUGUUUUAUUUUGAUCUGAUGAGGGACAGGUGGAGCCAUAUGUUGAGUCA